CUGCAGCACUCCCUUUCAGGACAGACCUCCCCAAAAGCAGAAGGUCAGUGUGAUCACCGGGCCGACCAGGAAACAAAGCCUUCCCACGGGAGGGGUUGGAGGAUGGCCCGAAGCCUGGGAGUAAGAGAGGGAGGCUCCUGGGAUCAGCUGGACCAGGUCGGGAGUUCUAGGAGGUCUCUAAAAAGCUCUGGACUUGUUCCCAGCCUAAGAGCUCUGCUGGAGUCUAAUCAGGCUGUUGGGGAGGUCAGCUUCCUAGCCUUCUGGGGGGAGUCCUUUCCUCUAGAAAAAAAAAAAAAAAACCUCAAAGAGGAAAGAGGCACCCCUCAUAGGGACCAGAAUUAGUUCCUGCCUCUUGACUGCCUACUACUCCUAGGGAUCCAGGCCUAAGGAGGAAGUGCCAUUAGCCAGCUGGCAGUGAGUGGAGAUGGUAAUGGCAGAUUCCUGCCUAGUCAAGCAGUUCUGUUCAUGAAGAGGGAGAUGGCUCGAAGGAACCCCCACCCCCCACUCAUCUAGAUGGGGCCUAUCACAACAUGACUUGUUCUCCCAAACUCAGGAGGACCCCAGAAUGCAAAUUCUGCUGUCUGGAGACGGAAGUCUAAAUAGGGACCCCAGAACUCAAGAUUUCUGGCUCAGUGGUUUCUUCUAAUGGCUGAGUUUUCCUAGCUUAUUUUUUUCUGAGAAUGGCUAGAACAAGGGGGAAGAGGAGGGGUGUGGUCCAGAGUGGCAGCCCUGUGAAGUGGGUGGCUGUGGUAGGCCUAGGUAGUCACUAGUGCUCAGUGUGGCUGGUCUCUGAGCAGCUACAGACAUUUGAAGAGAGACUUGAGCUGCAGUCAAGCUAUGUGUGGUCAACAGGCUACUUCCACCAUGGGCCAGAUGAGUGACCGCCUUCUCAUCAAAGGUGGGAAGAUUGUGAACGAUGACCAGUCCUUUUAUGCUGAUCUGUAUGUGGAAGAUGGCCUGAUUAAACAAAUUGGAGAAAACCUCAUCGUCCCUGGGGGCAUCAAAACCAUCGAUGCUCAUGGCCUGAUGGUAUUGCCUGGGGGAGUUGACGUCCACACUCGCCUGCAGAUGCCUGUGCUGGGCAUGAGCCCAGCUGAUGACUUCUGUCAGGGCACCAAGGCGGCCCUGGCGGGCGGGACCACCAUGAUAUUGGACCAUGUGUUUCCCGAGGCUGGUGUGAGCCUGCUGGCAGCCUAUGAGCAGUGGCGGGAGCGGGCGGACAGCGCAGCCUGCUGUGAUUACUCCCUUCAUGUGGACAUCCCCCGCUGGCAUGAGAGCACCAAAGAGGAGCUGGAGGCCCUAGUCCGGGACAAAGGUGUGAAUUCCUUCCUGGUCUUCAUGGCAUACAAGGACAGGUGCCAGUGCACUGACGGUCAGAUGUAUGAAAUCUUCAGCCUCAUCCGGGACCUGGGAGCCUUGGCCCAAGUGCAUGCAGAAAACGGGGACAUUGUGGAGGAGGAGCAGAAGCGCCUCCUGGAACAGGGCAUCACCGGCCCUGAGGGCCAUGUCCUCAGCCACCCAGAAGAGGUAGAGGCCGAGGCUGUAUACAGAGCAGUCACCAUUGCCAAGCAGGCCAACUGUCCACUGUACAUCACCAAGGUGAUGAGCAAGGGAGCGGCUGACAUGAUUGCCCAAGCCAAGCGCAGGGGGGUGGUCGUCUUUGGGGAACCUAUCACUGCCAGCCUGGGCACUGAUGGCUCACACUACUGGAGCAAGAACUGGGCCAAGGCUGCGGCCUUCGUCACGUCACCCCCUAUCAACCCAGACCCUACCACCGCGGACUACCUCACCUCCCUGCUGUCCAGUGGGGACCUCCAGGUGACAGGCAGCGCACACUGCACCUUCACUACUGCCCAGAAGGCCGUGGGCAAGGACAACUUCACACUGAUUCCAGAGGGCGUCAAUGGUGUAGAAGAGCGCAUGUCUGUGGUCUGGGAGAAGUGUGUGGCUUCAGGAAAAAUGGACGAGAAUGAGUUCGUUGCUGUGACCAGCACAAACGCUGCCAAAAUCUUCAAUUUUUACCCCAGGAAGGGGCGUGUGGCUGUGGGCUCUGAUGCUGACCUGGUCAUCUGGAACCCCAGGGCCACGAAAGUCAUCUCUGCCAAGAGCCACAACCUGAACGUAGAGUACAACAUCUUUGAAGGAGUGGAGUGCCGAGGAGUGCCCACAGUGGUCAUAAGUCAGGGCCGAGUGGUGCUGGAGGACGGGAACCUGUUUGUCACUCCAGGGGCUGGCCGCUUCAUUCCCCGGAAGACGUUCCCCGACUUUGUCUAUAAGAGGAUAAAGGCUCGCAACCGGCUAGCAGAGAUCCAUGGUGUGCCCCGAGGCCUGUACGAUGGGCCCGUCCAUGAGGUGAUGCUACCUGCCAAGCCAGGGAGCGGCACACCGGCUCGUGCUUCCUGUCCGGGCAAGAUCUCAGUGCCACCUGUGCGUAACCUGCAUCAGUCGGGGUUCAGCCUAUCUGGGUCUCAAGCUGACGAUCACAUCGCCAGACGUACAGCUCAGAAGAUCAUGGCACCCCCUGGAGGACGCUCCAACAUCACCUCUCUUUCCUAGACUUGGGGUCUGGCAUGCUGGUGCUUUCCCCACUGGCGGGGUGUGGAGACCACUCACUUUAGUUAGCCCCCUCCUUUGUAGAUGUUACCGCGAAAGGUGCUCAGCCUUGCCCUUCUGUACCCCAUAAACUCUCCCUUUGGAGUCCCAGAUCCCAAUAUGAGGUACCCCCUCCAGAGGGCUGAAUUCAGGGAGAGUUCACUGCCAGAGAGAGAGAGGACUAGGCAUGGCAGUGAGCUGGUGCCUCUUGCCCACCUGGCCUUACCCGGAAGGCCCUCCAUGAGAAUUCUCUGCCUCGAGCCUGUGGGCUUUCUAGGGUCUGGGACCAGGCAGGGUGGGCAUUUGCUGCUGCCUCCCCCUAAGGAAUCACUGCCCUGUGGAAGCCUCCAAGCUUCCACCAGCUCUGUUUCUAAGGUGCAGCUACCCCUUGGGGGCCUGUCCCCGACUGCCCUGGUGUAGGGAGGAGAGCGGGUGAGUGGAGCCUCCGUCUUGCGGAGCUGCUGUGACUUCAGGGAUCCACCAGUUACUCAGUGCAGGGUAGCUCCCUCCCACAUAGACACUUCCAAGGACCAAACCUGAGCUCCUAUAGCAGCCCCCUCUAAGGUUUUAUGAUCCCUUAGCUAAGACACUUUCCUUUUCCUACAAACUGUGUUUCCAUAAGUUUAUUAGAGUAGCAGUUUUGUACUGUGAGGAAACCAUAGCCAGGGAUCUGCAUGCUGCUGUACCAGAUGCCGGCCACCGGCCACCGGCCACACCUGGCGUGAGUCGGGUCAAUAAAAAAGUCUGGGUUAGAA
Molecule: messenger RNA, 3347 nt
Organism: Myodes glareolus (Bank vole)
Lineage: Eukaryota; Metazoa; Chordata; Mammalia; Rodentia; Cricetidae
Source: RefSeq, a predicted model, not a curated record